Lodderomyces pseudojiufengensis is the source of this 2106-nucleotide messenger RNA. Its product is annotated as RNA-binding RNA processing protein. Gene Ontology annotation, cellular component: nucleolus; preribosome, small subunit precursor; 90S preribosome. The record is from RefSeq and is a predicted model, not a curated record. NCBI's taxonomy places the organism in Eukaryota, Fungi, Ascomycota, Pichiomycetes, Serinales, Debaryomycetaceae. The coding region runs from base 1 to 2106 and encodes 701 amino acids. Gene Ontology annotation, molecular function: RNA binding. Gene Ontology annotation, biological process: endonucleolytic cleavage in ITS1 to separate SSU-rRNA from 5.8S rRNA and LSU-rRNA from tricistronic rRNA transcript (SSU-rRNA, 5.8S rRNA, LSU-rRNA); endonucleolytic cleavage in 5'-ETS of tricistronic rRNA transcript (SSU-rRNA, 5.8S rRNA, LSU-rRNA); ribosomal small subunit export from nucleus. The transcript has a single exon.
AUGGCGAAAACAAAAUCAAGAGGAAGAAGAGCUGAAAAGAAAGCACAGAAACUAGAUUCACAAGAUUUUGUAGAAAUAUCUACGGAGGAUAACCAGGGUAAUGUGGACCAAACCAACAUUCCAAAUACUUUUUUUGGAUUAGUAGAUUCAAGUGAAAUAGAUUAUUUUAAACAAGCAGAAUCUACAUUAAAUAUUAAUUCGUUUGAAAACGAUGAAGAAAGAGAAGGAUUUAUAAACUCAGUUAUUAAAGAAGCACAAGGAAAAGAGUUAAAAUUAGUUACAAAUCAAAUAUGCUCAAAAUUAAUGGAAAGAAUAGUCUUGUUUGCCAAUACUAAACAAUUGAAAGAAAUAUUCAAAAAUUUCUCAGGUCAUUUUGUUUCAUUAGCUUUCCAUAAAUAUGCAUCACAUGUUUUAGAGACUUUAUUGGUGAGAGCAGCUGCAUUAAUUGAGAAAGAGAUCUUACAAACAGAUGAAGUCAAAUAUGAAGAGGAAGAUGGAGUUGUUAUUGAAGAUCGUACUGAUUCAGAAACAAUAGAAGAACUAUUCAUCAAAAUUGUGAAUGAAUUCAAACCAUAUUUAAUUACAAUGAUUGAUCAUCAAUAUGCUUCACAUGUGUUAAGACUAUUAAUUUUAAUUUUAGCAGGUAAAGAAUUACCUUCAACAACAACAUCAAACUCACAACUUCGAUCAAAGAAAUCUAAAAUUGCUAGAAAGAUGAUUGAAAUAAAAGAUAAUGAAGAUUUUAAUCGAUCUUUUCAAGUACCAGAAUCUUUCAAAACCGAACUACGUGAUUACUUUCAAAUUAUAACAAAAGACCUAGAUUCGAAAAAGGCGAGAGAAUUUGCUAUUCAUAAAAUUGCAUCACCAGUAAUACAACUAAUAAUACAAGUUGAAGGAUUAGUGGAUCGAGAACGUACAAUUUGGCAUUUAAUAUUUGCUAAACAAUCAGAUGGGGAAGUGGAUGAAGAAAGAUCUUUUGUUGAAUAUUUAUUAUCGGAUCCAGUUGGAUCACAUUUUUUUGAAGCUAUUAUUAAAAAUGAUGGUGCAAGACCUCAAUAUAUUGAAAGAUUAUAUAAACUAUAUAUGAAAGACAGGAUACUAAAAUUGGCGAAUAGAGCGACUACUGGUGUUUAUAUAAUUCAAGCAUUACUUUUCAAAUUAAAACCAGUUGAAGUUGAACAUAUCCUAGAUCAAAUUACACCCGAAUUGUCCAACUUGAUAUCUAUAUCAGAGCAUAAAAAUCUAGAUUUAGCACAAAGAGUAAUUGAAGCAUCAAUUAUAAGAGGAAAUUAUUUAAGAGAUGAAAUAAUCACACAAUUAUUCAAAAAAUUUGCUCCAAAUUAUGAUCUUCUGCAAAAUAAUCAAACGGACGUAUCAACUGAAUUUUUAGAAAAUGUACUACAAUUGACUGGUUCAACUUUAGGAAAUACAAGAGAUGAUUGGCCAACGGCUGAAGAAAGAAAAAGAGCAUUAUUUUUAGAAAAAUUAAUGGAAUUAGAUUAUAGAUUUGUUAUUUUAGUUUGGUUAAAUUUUAUUGCAUUACCAGUUGAAAAAUUUGUACAAAUGUGUUUUCAUGGAGUCUUUUCUCAUGUUGUUGAAAACUCAUUAAUUGUUGAACAAGAUGAAUCAAAACCUAUUCAAAUUUUGAGAAAGAGAUAUUUGAAUAUAUUUCAAGGACAAAUAGUUGGAUUAGCAUGUAAUUCAUAUGGAUCUCAUAUAGUUGAUAAACUAUGGGAAUUUACGGUAUUAUUACCUAUGUAUAAAGAUAGGUUUGCAUCAGAAAUGAUGAACGAAUCAACUAAAGUGAAAGAAAGUACAUAUGGUAAAUUAGUAUGGAAAAAUUGGUCUAUGGAAUUAUUUUUAAGAAAAAAAUAUGAUUGGAAACUGCUUGUUAAGACUCAAGAACAAGUAUUUUUGGGAAUUGAUGAAAAUACAGAAAGAGUUAAAAAACCAAUAGAAUUGAAGAUGGAGAGACUAGCUGAAGAAAAGAAAAGACAACAAGAAAUAGCAGAGAGAGCUCAAAGUGGGUAUAAUAAACGUAAAUUGGAUCAAUUAAUGGGUAAUAACGACAAGAAACAAAAAUUAAGAGGUAGAAGAAGAGAGUAA